GCAGAGCCUGGGGGGGGCCAGUGGAUGAUCUUCAGGCCUGGGAUUCGGGGAGUCCGAGGGAGUGGCCUCAGCAGAGAUGUCAGGGCCCUCAGUGACCGUCACUGUCACCUACAUAUUGAAGAAUAUUACAUAAACUUAGUUGAUAAUGCAGCAGCACGGUUUGAAAGGAUUGACUUCCAUUUUGAAAGAAGUUCUACUGUGGGUAAAAUGCUACCAAACACCAUCACAUGUUACAGAGAAAUCUUUUAUGAAAGGAAGAGUCAACCAAUGCAGCAAACUUCAUUGUUGUCUUAUUUAAAGAAAUUGCCACAGCCAUCCCAACCUUCAGCAUCUACCAUCCUGAUCAAUCAGCAGCCAUCAGUAUCAAGGCAAGACCCUCCACCAGCAAAAAGAUUAUGACUUGCUGAAGGCUCAGAUGAUGGUUAGGAUUUUUUAUUAAGAAUUUUGGAAUUAAGAUAAUGAAAAACAUAACAUUCAAGUUGUUGCACAACAAGGAAACAGUGAACCAACCCUUCAGGACAUGGCUCUUCUCAUUGAACAAGUUACUGGAGUUCCGCUUGCUUUUCAGAAAUUAAUAUAUAAAGGAAAAUCUCUAAAAGAAAUGGAACAGCCAUUGUCAGCACUUGGAGUGAAAAAUGGUUGCAGAGUGAUGUUGAUUGGGAAGAAGAACAGUCCAGAGGAAGAGGCUGAAUUAAAGAAAUUAAGAGACUUAGAGAAGGUAGUGGAGAAGACUGCUGAUCAACUAGUGGGUGUUAAUGAAGAACUUGUUGGUAUCCAGAAGGGUUUUCUAGCCAAGGACUUGCGAGCGGAAGCUCUCAGCAAACUUGACAAGAGAGUAAAAGGAAUUGUUGAGCAGUUUAUGAAGAUCUUGGAACAGAUUGAUUCAUUAACUUACAAUAGCUGCCAGGCCCCUCUUGCUGAGCAGGACUUCCAGUCCUCGACUCCCUCCUGUCCAACUCUCUUCCGUUGCUGCUUAUGUCCCAAAGUGACAGAAACCGUUGCACCUGGAUACCCGACGACUCUUCCAGAAACUUUCAGAGACUGUAGACUGAAAAGGAAGGGAUUGGUGAAAAAGGUUCAGGCCUUCCUAGCUCAGUGUGACACAGUUGAAAGAAGUAUUGGACAAGAAACGGAUAAACUGCAAUCAAAAAAUCUGGCCCUGGCCGAAUGAGAGUUCUGUGUAAAUUAGAGGGUAUGAUUGCUCUGAACACGAAGAAAAGUUUACUCUAUUUUGUAACACAUGCCUACCUUUAUUUUUAGAUCAUGCCUGGUUUUACUGGUGCCCAUUAGGAGUUGUUUUCUAAAUAUCAAAUUUACUCGUCAAACCUAUUCUCUAUAGGUCCUCGAAUUGUUUUUGUAUGCCCUGAUCCCAUAAAUUAAUUAUUUUAUGCUACAUUCUUAUCCCUUUUCAAGUCUCCAGGGAGCACACAUUUUAGGACAAUGGGAGAAAGCUUUUUUCCCCCAAAAUGAAUAUAAAUCAGAGGUGGCUAUUUGUGUCCUUUGUGGGAUCAGUGUAAGGUUCGCUUUGUUUCCUAUUAACCAUGUACUUAAUAUGACUAGGUCAUAUUGAAAAUCUAAUUAACUCCUACACUCCCACAUAGAUGACUGCAAAACAGCUCAUUAAUAAAAGUCGUGGCAGUAGGGCUAACAAGUCAGACCAGGUGUUUGGUGCCUUGUAGGUCGAACAGCAAGCUGACUCCCUUUUAUCAUUGUUCAGUGGGCUGUGUUGGCGUCCCAUACACACCAGUGACAAAGCAUUAGGAAUUGUCCUUCCAUGUGGCCCUGACACAGUGGACAGAUGGGUUAUGGGAGCCAGUAGCUGCACAGAGGCCAAUCUCCAAGGUCUAGAAGCCUGGUUCCAAAAGGGAAUUUGGGACAGGGGAGAGAAUGUAGUGUUUGUGAUCUUUGGGGCCAAAAAAGGAAAAACUGGGCAGGUACUAAGAAACAUAAAACUCUCAGAAGCAGGUGACAUGUACUUUCUUCAAGGACAUCUAUUUUGUUUCAAUCUAUAUCUUUUGUGAUAUGUUCACUUCUCAUUAUAUUAUUAUUUUUAUUAUUAUUAAAAUACAAGUUCAAACAAAAGGCCAAAUGAACAGAUCUGGGAGUUUUUCUUACUUAAAAAUAGAACAAGGGGGCG
Dromiciops gliroides (monito del monte) is the source of this 2137-nucleotide messenger RNA. RefSeq names its product BAG cochaperone 1 (gene BAG1). Gene Ontology annotation, cellular component: cytosol; nucleus; membrane. The transcript has 9 exons. NCBI's taxonomy places the organism in Eukaryota, Metazoa, Chordata, Mammalia, Microbiotheria, Microbiotheriidae. Bases 521 to 1171 code for a protein of 216 amino acids. Gene Ontology annotation, molecular function: adenyl-nucleotide exchange factor activity; protein-folding chaperone binding. Gene Ontology annotation, biological process: protein stabilization. The record is from RefSeq and is a predicted model, not a curated record.